Molecule: messenger RNA, 1906 nt
Organism: Leptopilina heterotoma
Lineage: Eukaryota; Metazoa; Arthropoda; Insecta; Hymenoptera; Figitidae
Product: KH domain-containing, RNA-binding, signal transduction-associated protein 2-like
Exons: 9
Coding region: 165-1373 (402 amino acids)
Biological process (GO): regulation of alternative mRNA splicing, via spliceosome
Cellular component (GO): nucleus
Molecular function (GO): mRNA binding
Source: RefSeq, a predicted model, not a curated record
UACACUGCGCCUGUCCUGCCCGCCAUUGUAAGUGAGCCUUGUGGUUUGUGCGAAGCCGCGUCAUUGACUUGUAGCCGACUUUUGCUGAUUUUGUGAACAAUUCAAAACAAAUAAUAAUCUUAAUAUCAGUGUUGAACAGUGAAUUAAAGAUCACAGCUAAAAUCAUGACUGACAGGUCAAGCAACGGAGAGUAUAAAUAUCGUGAUGAUAAUGCCGACAAACCGAGGAGUCUUUCGGAUAAAGAUGAUAAAGAUUCUCAAGUUGAUAAAACUGGAGAAUAUGUGCGUGAAUUAUUACAGGAAAAAUUGGAGAUUGAUUCUCAUAAGUGGCCAAAUGCACUUCGUUUAAUUGAUCAAGAGAUUCAGAAGACCCAGGCUAUGGGAAAACCUCUCAGGGACCAAAAGUACGUGGACAUCUAUCGUGAGAAGCCAAUAAGAGUUGCCGUCAAGGUUUUGGUGCCAGUUCGUGAACAUCCCAAGUUCAAUUUUGUUGGAAAACUACUGGGUCCCAAGGGUAACUCCAUGAAACGCCUGCAGGAAGAGACUAUGUGCAAGAUGGCAGUAUUGGGGAGAGGUUCUAUGAAGGAUCGUCAGAAGGAGGAGGAAUGUCGACAAUCAUUGGAUCCAAAAUACGCCCAUCUUUCUGAUGAUCUUCACGUGGAGAUUGCGGCUUUAGCCCCGCCAGCCGAGGCACACGCUCGCAUCGCAUUUGCUCUGGCGGAGGUUCGCAAGUAUCUUAUACCGGACAAUAAUGACAACAUCCGUCAGGAGCAGAUGCGCGAAAUGGAAAUGACUUUAGGUGAUGACGGUACGCCAGUCAUGAGACCUCCCGCUAGCAUCCUAAGAGUAUCAGUGAGGCCUCCACCUCCGGGUAUGCCACCGCGGUCUGCACGACCAAUCCUUCCACCGCCACCUGCCCGAGGACCGCCCAUUACUCGUCCGGUUCCAGCAAAAACAAAGGUUCUCUCCAUUUUAGAUCGAGCAAGAGUCGCCAUGGAUCAAACCUAUGGAUACGAGAAACCCACGAAACAUGACUACGAUUAUGGAUCUUCGACCAGUAGCCGAUACUCCGAUCGCCACUACAAAUCCUCGACAGCCGAUGAUAUGUAUCAGUCUAGUGGAAGGUAUGGAUCUUACGAUUAUGAAGAUGAUUCAAUACCUCACUCUUCUCACGAUUAUUACGAAUCAUCGGAAUAUCCAGAGGAUUCUUCAAGCCGCGCUUGGAAAAGUUACAAGACUACAACAACAUCAGGCUCGGCCUCGCGCUACCGCACAGCUCCGUAUACACGACCCUCCAAACCUCAGACAUCGUUCAACUCUAUGAAACCAAUGUUCGGAAUGGAUAAAUCGUCAAGUGGAAUCGAAAAUAUGUAACGUGAAUACAUAUAAAAAUGUAAUAAAAAGAAACGCGCAUCAGCAUUUAUCUCAAAAAGGACGCAAUCCUUACAACUCUUUAAAAAAACUGCUUUAUUUCAUUAAAAAAAAAAAAAAAUUAAGUAAAAAUCCUCAAAUUUUCCACAAAAAAACGAAAACAAAUAAAUAAGAAAAUGUGAAUCUAAACAAUAAUGUUAUAUAUUCAAAUAAUGGUAAAUAAUACAUUUUAUCCCUAUCUAUCGACGUUAUAUUAAUUAAAUCAAAAAAAUAAUGAAAUAAAUGUCUGAAAACAAUAUAUACAUAAAAUUAAUACAAAAAAUAAUAAAAUUGCAUAAUCAACUGUUGCAAUUAAUAAGCAUCUUUAAAAUCGUUGAAAAUAACAAACAAACAAACAAACAAAAAACCGAAAAUUAUUGUAAUGUUGAGCGUAAUACAGUUAAACAAUAAUCAUUUAUUGCAUUUCAUCAUCAAAUAAUGUAAUCUUCAGUGUAUACUAGGUACAUUUUGAAAAAUAUGUAAAACGAUAUGUGUAA